CUGGAUACAGAGAGUACUGUUUUUGAGAGCUAUACAUACACACAUGCAUACAUACGCAUGAAAAGCAGUAAGAAGGCAGGGCCAACUCCACCUUCCCCUCUCUCUCCGCUUAUAAAUACUAGAGCCACACUUACCUUAACCAUAUCCUCCCUCAAGAUUCAGAAGAGUAAGGAAUAGCUAGAGAAGAAACAAAAUGAGACCCAUUAGAAUCCUUAGCUCCACCGCAACAGCAAAUGCCUUGCUUACACCUCCUACCAUCACGCAACAACGCUCGCCAUGGCACUCUCCGGUGCCAUACCUCUUUGGAGGUUUGGCAGCUAUGUUGGGCUUGAUUGCGUUUGCCUUGUUGAUCUUAGCUUGCUCUUAUUGGAGACUUGCUGGUCGCUUAGAUGAUGGUGAAGCUGCUGACCAGAGAGAUCUUGAAAGUGGUAACGAGAAAGAGGAUGAUGCAGGCAAGUCAGGGAAGAUUUUUGAGGAGAAGAUUUUAGUGAUAAUGGCUGGUGAUCAGAAGCCAACGUACUUAGCCACACCAGUGUCUAGCAGAGCUUCCUCUUUCGGUGACAAAAAUGCCAAGAUUGAAAACAAAGAGGAAGAGAAACCAGAAAAUGCUGAUAAGACAAAAGGGGAAACUGGUAACCAUGUUCAAACAACUACAGCAGCGGUAACAUCAGAACAAGAUCAGGAACAAGAACAAAAUAGAGAGCGAGCUCAGGAGCAAUACCCAUGAGCUGCUACUCUGUUUUUUCCUCCUUCUCUCUCUGGAUAGUGCUUUCCAGAAUCCAGAGAGUUCUCUUCUUUCAGUUUUUUCACGUUUUCAUUUGUUGGGUUUUCGGUUUUCUCCCGGAUGUGUAAAUUUUUGCUGAGAUUAAAUAGAUAUGAGCAUGAGAGAGUUUUCAGUUUU
This is a messenger RNA of Hevea brasiliensis (rubber tree), 901 nucleotides long. Its product is annotated as protein GLUTAMINE DUMPER 5-like. The transcript has a single exon. The coding region runs from base 194 to 727 and encodes 177 amino acids. Gene Ontology annotation, biological process: regulation of amino acid export. Lineage: Eukaryota; Viridiplantae; Streptophyta; Magnoliopsida; Malpighiales; Euphorbiaceae. The record is from RefSeq and is a predicted model, not a curated record.